Messenger RNA from Ricinus communis (castor bean), 4701 nucleotides. RefSeq names its product enhancer of mRNA-decapping protein 4. Gene Ontology annotation, cellular component: P-body. Gene Ontology annotation, biological process: deadenylation-independent decapping of nuclear-transcribed mRNA. Gene Ontology annotation, molecular function: protein binding. The record is from RefSeq and is a predicted model, not a curated record. NCBI's taxonomy places the organism in Eukaryota, Viridiplantae, Streptophyta, Magnoliopsida, Malpighiales, Euphorbiaceae. The transcript has 12 exons. Bases 270 to 4376 code for a protein of 1368 amino acids.
UGCGGUCUUUCCAUAGUCCAGUCCCUUCUUCAGUCCACUUCCAGUUGUACUUCUUAUUCUGAGUUUAUUUAUCAUCUCAUAUUGAUAAUAAUAGUCUUCUUCUUCUUCUUCUUCUUCUUCUCAGAACGCUAUUCUUCAGAUCUCUUCCUUCUCACUCCAUUGAACUGAUAAUAUAGAUUAUAUAUUCAAUUACAAGCCCCAAAAAACCCAUUUCCAAUAUUAGAUCUGAGAAUCAACGAAUUCCACUCAUUCGGUAACAAAAAUUAAAAAUGGCAUCCCCAAAUCAACAACAAACCCCAACAGCAACACCACCAACGCCACCCCAAUUCGACAUGCACAAAUUGUUCAUGCCCACAACUUCAACACCACCACCACUACCACCGACAACAACGCCAUCACCGUCACCGCCCCCACCACCACAAUAUAACCCUACUCUUAUAUUUCCUUCCCCAGCCACUACUUCUUAUCCUCCCCCUACUCUCUCUAACUUCCCCUUUCAUCAAUUCCCCCAACAAUUUCCCCAGCAAUUUUCCCCCUCGCCUCCUACUUUCUCUCACGCUCCUCCUCCUCCUCCUCCUCAGCAGCAGCAGCAGCAGCCGCACCGCUCUCUUUCCUACCCUACCCCUCCUCUUCAACCCCAAACCCCUUCUCCUCGCAAUAACAACAUCGACCGCAGUGGUGCUGAAAUCAUGGCCCUCCUCCGCCCCCCUCCCCCUCCGCCGCCAAUUCAAGAACAGCCGGAAGGAAGUGGGACCCUUGUGAUUCCGGGUGGUGUUGUGGGACCUAUUAGGAUGGCAAGUAGUAAGAUGCCAAAGGGAAGAAGGAUAGGGAGUGGUGAAGUAGCAGUGUGUUAUGAUGUGGAUGUUAGGUUACAAGGGGAAGUGCAGCCUCAACUUGAGGUUACACCUAUUACUAAGUACAACUCUGAUCCUCAGUUGUGCUUAGGAAGGCAAAUUGCUGUUAAUAAAUCUUAUAUAUGUUAUGGGUUAAAGCAGGGUAAUAUUAGGAUUCUUAAUAUUAAUACUGCUCUCCGCUCCUUGUUUCGCUCCAACUCUCAGAGGGUUACUGAUAUGGCUUUCUUUGCUGAGGAUGUUCAUCUCUUGGCUAGUGCUGGCAUAGAUGGACGGAUUAAUGUCUGGAAAAUUUCUGAAGGUCCAGAUGAGGAAGAUAAGCCACAAAUUACAGGAAAGGCUGUUAUUGCCAUUCAAAUAGUUGGAGAGGGAGAGAUUAAAAAUCCAAGAGUUUGUUGGCAUUGCUACAAACAAGAAAUUUUGGUUGUUGGAGUUGGUAAGCGUGUUCUCAGAAUUGAUACUAACAAAGUUGGAAAGGCUGGAGUAUAUUCAUCAGAGGCACCUCUUUUAUGUCCUGUUGACAAAGUGAUUGAUGGUAUCCAAUUGGUUGGCAAACAUGAUGGAGAAGUGACUGAUUUAUCAAUGUGCCAGUGGAUGACUACCCGUUUGGUUUCUGCUUCUAUGGAUGGAACAAUUAAGAUCUGGGAGGAUCUCAAGGCAUCACCGCUUGUGGUACUGAGACCACAUGAUGGCCAGUCUGUUUACUCAGCAACAUUCUUGACUGCUAGCAACCGGCCAGAUCACAUCAUACUUAUUACAGCAGGGUCCCAGAAUCGAGAAGUGAAGAUUUGGGUCUCAGACAAAGAAGAGGGCUGGCUGUUACCCAGUGAUGGCGAUUCAUUGAAUUGCACUCAGACUCUAGAGCUCAAGAGUUCAGCUGAACCUCGAAUAGAGGAAGCAUUCUUCAAUCAAGUUGUAGCUCUGUCCCAAGUGGGUCUCCUCUUACUUGCAAAUGCUAAGAGGAAUGCAAUAUAUGCUAUACACCUAGACUACGGUCCUAAUCCAGCAGCAACCCGCAUGGAUUACAUAUCGGAGUUUACUGUCACCAUGCCUAUCUUGAGUUUAACAGGAACUAGUGAUGUUUUACAUGGACAAUCUGUUGCUCAGAUUUAUUGUGUCCAGACAGCGGCUAUUCAGCAGUAUACUUUGGAUUUAUGCCAGUGCUUGCCGCCACUCUUGGAGAAUGUUGGUUUAGAGAAUUCGGAUUCCAAUAUUUCACUUGAUCUAGCUAAUGUUGAAGGAGUUUCUGCUUUGGACUCACAUGGAAAGAACUUCUCGAAUGUUCCUCUAAGCUCUGUUUCAAUUGAUGCAGUUACCUCGCAAGAUAUUCCCUCUUCAAGUAAUGACUCCAAACCUCUUGCUUUGGCCCCUUCGACUAGUGAUGCUGACAUCACUUGUGUUCAACCAUCUCCUCUUUCCAUAAAAAGUAGGGGUAUGACUGAUGUUAAUCUCUCAUCAAGACUUAAGUCAGGCCCUCCAUCUGGUGAGCAAGGUUCAAAUCAGCCAGUCAUUGACAAUUCAGUUGACCAGCAAAUGGAUACUAUUCGUGCAAAUAUAUCGGAUGUUCCUUCUUUGGGUAGUGACUUAAGGAAUGAUGACAAAAAAGGUACACUAGAUGAUAACUCUAGCAUGCUUGAUCCGCCUGUAAUGUUUAAACACCCAACCCAUCUUGUAACUCCUUCUGAGAUUUUAAUGGGUGUUCCUCCUAAUAAUAAUGAUAUCAAGACUGAGGAAGCAAAUAUUCAAGAUGUAGUUGUCAAUAGUGAUGUCAGUAAUGCAGAAGUGGAGGUUAAAGUAGUUGGUGAAAAUAAAUCUACUCACAAUGGUGAAUUUGGCCUCCGAGGAGAACCUAAAAGUCGUGUUCCUGAAAAUAAGGAGAAGUUCUUUUGUUCCCAGGCUUCAGAUCUUGGUAUUGAAGUUGCCAGGGAAUGUAGUGCCAUAUCAGCAGAAACUUAUACUAUGGAGGAACCUCAGCAAGUUGAUGGUGUUGAUGUGCCCGAAUAUCAUGCCCAACCCUCUCAUAUAAGUGAGGACGAAGUCCAUGACUCCACCAAAAAUGUACUGGAGAAAGUUACCGAGUCAACUAUGCCCACAACAGUUCAGCAAUCAACACCAAGUACGAAGGCAAAGAAGCAGAAGGCGAAAAGUUCUCAAGCAUCAGGCCCAUAUUCUCCAUCUCCAAGUGUCUUUAAUUCAACAGACUCUUCUAAUGAACCGGCUGGAACUUCAGAAACUGCCUUUCCUCAAAUAUUUGCAAUGCAGGAGAUGUUAAGUCAGUUAAUAGCCACACAAAGAGAAAUGCAGAAGCAGAUGUCAAAUAUGGUUGCUGUCCCUGUUUCAAAAGAAUGUAGAAGACUGGAGGCUGCUUUAGGGCGGAGCAUUGAGAAAGCUGUCAAGGCAAAUACUGAUGCACUGUGGGCUCGUUUUCAAGAAGAAAAUGCAAAGAAUGAGAAGUUAUUGCGGGAUCGCACACAGCAAAUAUCAAGUCUGAUUGCUAACUUUAUCAACAAGGACUUGACAGCCAUGUUGGAGAAAGCAGUGAAAAAAGAAUUAGCUUCAAUUGGACCAGCUGUAGCUCGUACUAUCUCUCCAGUCCUUGAGAAAACAAUAUCUUCAGCUAUUGCGGAGUCAUUCCAGAGAGGAGUAGGUGAUAAGGCAGUAAAUCAACUGGAGAAAUCAGUUAAUACAAAACUUGAAGCCACUGUUGCUAGGCAAAUUCAAGCACAAUUUCAAACUUCUGGAAAGCAGGCUCUCCAGGAUUCCUUGAAGGCUGGCCUGGAAGCUUCAGUUAUCCCUGCCUUUGAGAUGUCGUGUAAAGCUAUGUUUGAGCAAGUAGAUGCCACCUUUAGGAAAGGGAUGGUUGAACAUACAGCUGCAGCUCAGCAACAUUUUGAAUCUGCACAUUCUUCAUUGGCCCUUGCUUUAAGGGAAACCAUCAACUCAGCAUCCUCGUUGACCCAAACCCUGAGUGGGGAGUUUGCUGAAAGUCAAAGGAAGCUGUUAGCUCUUGUGGCUGCUGGUGCAAACUCAAAUGCUGCAAACCCCCUGGUUACGCAACUGAGCAAUGGCCCUUUGGCUGGUCUCCAUGAAAAGGUUGAGACUCAUGUGGAUCCAACAAAGGAGUUAUCAAGAUUGAUAUCUGAACACAAAUAUGGCGAGGCUUUCACCAUCGCCCUACAAAGAAGUGAUGUGUACAUUGUCUCCUGGUUAUGCUCUCAGGUUGAUUUGCGAGGGAUUCUAGCAAUGGUUCCACUCCCCUUAAGCCAAGGAGUGUUGCUCUCUCUUCUGCAGCAGUUGGCCUGUGACGUAAGCAAGGAUACAGCUCGAAAGCUUGCUUGGAUGACAGACGUGGCAGCUGCCAUAAACCCAGCUGACCAAAUGAUCUCAAUGCAUGUGCGGCCAAUCUUUGAGCAAGUAUACCAGAUUUUGCAUCAGCUACGCAACUCACCUGCUGUUACGGGUACUGACCUCUCAACUAUCCGGGUUCUCAUGCAUGUCAUCAACUCCGUGCUUGUUACCUGUUGAUGAUUCUUCCUUCUCAACCAUUUUAUAUAACGAGUUUAGAGGUAGUAGGAGAGUUUGUACAAAUCUUGGUUCAUAUGAAGGGCCUUUGGUCAUAUUUUUUUUUUCUUUUUAGAAGAAUAUAAGAAAUUAUGAAGAAGAAAAGCUUAGUGUUUAGAGGGGAAUACUAUUUUAGUUCAGGUGCUUCAGACUCAGCCCCCCUUGUCAGAUUGACCUUUUUCGUAGUUUUAAGUGCAAAUAUGGAUUUUGAAUUUUCUGGAUUUCUUGCUCUCCUGAUCCAAAUUGUGGUUAAAAAAUCAAUUGGAAAGACUUCUGCUUUCAUUUUUUA